This is a messenger RNA of Penicillium oxalicum, 273 nucleotides long. RefSeq lists its product as uncharacterized. NCBI's taxonomy places the organism in Eukaryota, Fungi, Ascomycota, Eurotiomycetes, Eurotiales, Aspergillaceae. The record is from RefSeq and is a predicted model, not a curated record. The transcript has 2 exons. The coding region runs from base 1 to 273 and encodes 90 amino acids.
AUGUUCGUCAAGUCCAUCCUCGCUAUCGCCGGCCUCGCUGGCUUCGCCAUCGCGGGCGCCAUGCCUGCAUCUGUCUGCGCCAGCCACCAGCAGGUUGUCUGCUCAGGCAACGGUAACGGUGGUCUCUUGACCCUGGGCAACGUUCUUCCCGGUGCUCUCGGUACCUCCUGCUCCGGCGGUGAUGUCUACUGCUGUGAUACUUCCGAUAUCAACCAGGUUGGCCUCGUGAAUCUUGAUGUCAACGCUCAGUGCUCCCUCAACCACCUUCUCUAA